Molecule: messenger RNA, 1957 nt
Organism: Acromyrmex echinatior (Panamanian leafcutter ant)
Lineage: Eukaryota; Metazoa; Arthropoda; Insecta; Hymenoptera; Formicidae
Product: alpha/beta hydrolase domain-containing protein 17B
Biological process (GO): protein depalmitoylation
Cellular component (GO): endosome membrane; plasma membrane
Molecular function (GO): palmitoyl-(protein) hydrolase activity
Source: RefSeq, a predicted model, not a curated record
AUAUAUUUUUCGAGAAUAUAAUCCCAGAUGAAUCUCGAUACAACAUGAGCGAGUUGACGAGUGUAGUUGAAUGUAAACGCGAUUAAAAAAGAAAGGGCACGUCGGGGCUGGUCGGAGUUGAUCGGAGUUGAUCGACUGUCAUCGUCUGACACCCGACUACGUCAACGACAACGACAACGACAACGACAACGGCGACAAGCGCCAAGAGAAGAGAAGUAUCGGUGAUCGGUGAAGCUUCGGUUUCGGUGGUACCGAGUACCGAGCUGCUCCGACUCCGACUCCGAAAGUCCGAACUCCGAGCCGAGCCACUUCGAGUAGUCGGGGCAGUCCGAGCAGUUCGAGUUGUCGAAUAGGAAUGUGACGCGAGCAAAGUGGAUUGCGGCCCUCGUCUCUGUCUCGCGCUUUGUCUCACCUUGCACAAUGAAAGUACGCAACGUGAAGUGAGUGGGGACACGGUGUUGGCAAAAAAAGAAGAGGCGAAAGAAAGAACGAGGCAAGGAGGUGGGAGAAAAAUGGUCCGUCUGUUUCGCCACGAGCCGUCAUGGCUGAAUCAUUGUGAGCAUUCAUGAGCGAUUCUCGUUACGUUACCGAUAACAAAUGACGCCGCGAGUGAUUCAUUAGGGUGAUGAGAAAUCGAGAUUUCCGUUUCGAUCUCGCGCUUCGACGACGACGUGCCUCUCCGCCGGAUCUAGCGAUUCCGAUUUGAUUCAAUUUGAUUGAGUCCAGGACGCUGGAGAGCGGAUCGCUGGGGAGCUCCAUGCCGAAGCUUCGCCAGAGGGAGAUAACAGGGGGUGACAAAAGAGAAGAGAGACGGCGCGGCCGCCGCGUUUAGUGUGUGGUUCAUCCGGUGCGCUUUGCACUACACGAUGAACGGGUUAAGUCUGAGUGAACUGUGUUGCCUGUUCUGUUGUCCGCCCUGCCCGUCCAGAAUCGCAGACAAAUUAGCCUUCCUGCCGCCCGAGCCCACGUACACGUUUGUCGAGGACGAGGGCUCCAAGUUCUCCAUUUCUCUGUCGGAACGCGCAGAGUGGCAGUAUACCGAACGCGAGAAGGAGUCGGUGGAAGGUUUCUAUGCGAGGACGUCGCGCGGCAACCGCAUAGCAUGCCUAUUCGUACGUUGCUCGGCGACCGCGCGUUUCACCAUUCUCUUUUCGCACGGGAAUGCUGUCGAUCUCGGCCAGAUGUCGAGUUUCUACCUUGGGCUCGGCUCGCGCAUAAACUGCAAUAUAUUCAGCUACGAUUACUCGGGCUACGGGGUAUCGGGUGGCAAGCCGUCCGAGAAAAACCUCUACGCGGAUAUCGACGCCGCGUGGCAUGCCCUACGUACACGUUACGGCAUCAGUCCGGAGAACAUAAUACUCUACGGACAAAGUAUCGGCACUGUUCCCACAGUCGAUCUUGCUGCGAGAUACGAGGUCGGCGCGGUAGUGCUGCACUCACCGCUCAUGUCCGGGAUGCGGGUUGCUUUCCCGAAAACCAAAAGAACUUGGUUCUUUGAUGCUUUCACCAGCAUAGAUAAAGUGCCGAAAGUAACGUCUCCUGUACUGGUCAUUCACGGUACCGAAGACGAAGUUAUAAACUUUAGCCAUGGUCUGGCUAUUUACGAAAGAUGUCCACGAGCAGUGGAACCAUUAUGGGUUGAGGGUGCUGGGCACAAUGAUGUAGAGUUAUACAAUCAAUACCUCGAACGACUGAAACAAUUUGUAAGCGUGGAAUUGAUAAACUGACGGCGACUCAGCCUCUCCCAGAGUCAGGGAGGACAGGGAGGGGGCCAUAUGCAUGCGAACAGUCAAGGACGUACCGUUUCCAACAAUUCUAAUACCAUCAGUUCCAUUUCGACAAGCUCACCAACGGAGAAGCUUGUCUAGCAGUCGCCUCCCACAGGGGAGAAGACACCUGUCCUUCCCUGUGAUGAAGAAUCAUCUUUCGCCUCUGUAGAUGAUGUAUUCUUCUUUUG